GUACAAUUUUUUGUUAAGAAGAAUAAGAGAAAAAGUUGUUUUAUAUGAUACAUUCUACCAGUAUCCCAAGUUUGAAAGUGUUUCGUUAAGAAAACAAGUGGUGCCCAUCAAAUCAGAAGGAUCCAAGAUAGAUGGUUGGAUAACAUCCACGAGUUUGAUUGAUCUCGCUUGGGUAUCCAGUCAGAUCAAUUAGAGACGUUUACUUCUGGUUGGACUCGCUGGAAGGCAUAUUUGAAGACUCUGCUCCCAUGAAUCUUCCAGGAAUAAGUGAGCGAAGAAGAUGAGAUGAAAUAGCCAAGAAACCCCGAAAACAUUUGUGGACUCCGUCAAACUACGUUAAUCGACGUUGCAAUGUAGACUAUUACUUCAAUAGAGACUUAAGUAUACAGAACACCGUUUCCGGAUAUAAGAGACUGGCGCGUUUUGUUUACGCUUCUUUAUUUAAUAUUUUAUAUUAUCAUUCCAUACAUGCAGUCUGAUAUUCAAGGUCUUAUUUCCAAAUUGACAAACCAGGUUAAUGAAGGCAAUCGUGCUGCUUGUAAAAAAUGUGGUUAUGCUGGUCACCUGACAUUCCAGUGUCGAAAUUUCAUCAAAGCUGAUCCACGUAAAGAUGUGUUGCUGGAUGUUAGCAGUACAAGCUCAGAAUCCAGUGAGGAUACUCAGGAGUUCAUUUCACCACUUGUCCAGCUUAGGCAGUUUGAACAGGAAAAGAAGAGUAGCAAGAAAAAUUCCAAGAAAAAACACAUGAAAAACAAGAAAUCUAAGAAAAGUAAAAAGAAAAAAAAAAAGUUACUAUCACCAUCUUUGAAGAACAGUCACCGGAAAAGGAAAGCAGAUCACUUGUCUGAGUCAGAAGGCUCAUCCAGUAGAGAAAUGCCAAAGCAUAAAAGAAAGAAAAAAAAGCGUCGAAAAGAUCAGGAGAAAAGCGAUAAAAGAAUGGAUGGCUCCAAGAAAAUGGCAAAGUUAAUGGAAGAAAGACAGCAUUCUCCAUCAAGGAAGUAUUCCAGUGGUAAGGGUAGUAAUUCUAUGUCAGACACCACCGAUGUAGAUAUUUCUUCUGAGUCUGAAAGUGAACAGGAAGGUACUUGGUAUAAUCAACGUAACAUUAAGAUGGGUGCCGAGAAGAUACACUGCAAUCGGGAAAGGGACAGUUCUCCAUUAAUCAUUAAUCAGAAGUCUUCUCAUGGGCAAAAGCAUGUAAAAAGAACUGAAAAUUAUAAGAAUAAACCUCACCAAGAAAGACAGUCAAGUCUCUCUGAGAAACAUCAUCAAUGAUUCUGAUAUACGAUCAGAAUCAUUGUGAUUUUGAUGCUGUUAUGCAUCAAACACACUAUUUUGAUGUAGCUCAGGGGCAGAAACACAGCAACAACAGCUACAAAGAAGAUAAGUAUAUAAGAAAACCUUGUAAGUUAAAGCAUCAGAGCUCCUGUAGGAGAAAUUUGGGUCAGACAUUGAUCAACAUAGGCUGUACAUAUCUGAUGCUGCAAUACUGCAUCAAUUUGAUGAUUCUUCAUCAGAUUCGAACAGUUAGUUGCAUCCAAUCCAUCAUAAAAUGGGAAAAUGCAAAAGAUGUUACAGCUAAUAUUCCAAAUAAAAGAUACAUAAUCUCAUUAUGUCUUCGAAACAUUGGCCAUCAGAUAGUUCUUGUAGGAGAAAUACUUCUUUCAUAAACUCAUAUUUUAUAAUGACAUAUUAGUUAACAAUAAAAACAUUAAUUUUUUUUUUUGUAAUUUUCAAUGUAUAAUGCAUUUAUGGGAAACAAAGUAAAAAUAAAAAUCGAAGGCUUCUUAAAGUAUUUGUAAGGGCCAGCAUUAAGUGAAUGUGAAAUAAAUUUUACCUAGAUAUUACUGGUAAAAUUCCCUGAAGAUCUGGUACCUGUUUCACAUGAUAUAAGGGUCAGUAAGAAAAAGUGUAUUGAAAUAGUUAUUAUAGAAGAUUAACAACACAUUGAGGCUAGAUAUUUUACACAUAUUUAGAUAUAUCUCAUAUCUAUCUUUUGUGAAAAUUUCAAGUGAAUAGAAGAAAUAUUUCAUAAGUUAUGAGGAGAUAAACAAGCAAUCUUCCAAAUUGCAGCAGCCAAAAGUUAAGGGUUACUUAGAAAAAAUGAACUACUGACCGAGGUAUUUGUUGUUUAAAAGACUGUUAAUGGGCUAAUAGUUACUUCUUAUGAUCUUACAUCAUUGGAACAUUCAACUAUCAGCAUGGCGGCUUGUGAGAGACGACUGGUGUCCUGUGAUGAAAAACAAAGGUUUGUGUGCCUUCACCAAAAGGGCAAGUCAAAUUCUGUGAUAGCAACUACUGUAGGAAGGUCUAGAAGCGUUGUGCAACAGAUUAUAGCUCGUUUUAAGUCACCAGGAUCGACAGAUACUAAACCCAAAACUGGUAUAUCUCAUAAAGCUUCACCAAGGCAGGGUCAUAUUAUGGUUAGAAUGUCACUGAAGGAUAGCUUUAAGAAUGCUGCUGAGAUAACUUGCGAGUUUAGCUUCACUUCCGAUGUCAAUGUAUUGUGCUAAACAGUUUCUUAGAUGUUAUAAAGUUCUGGGUUACUUGCUUGGACACCGGUAAAGAAACCUCUGAUCUCCAAGAAGAAUCAAAGAGCCCAUCUUCGUUUUGCUCAUGAACGUGUCAUUUGGACAAAAGAACAGUGGUCGCAGGUUCAUUUUGGCAUGGGUGCCAGUUAACGAAUUUGGUUCAAUUUUCGAUUUCAAUUUCACUUGCCUCAACAGGUCUUCGCAAGCAGGGUUUUGUGUCCAAAGAAGGAAAGGUACACAUAAGUGGGCUGGCUACACCCCUGGUAAAGACCACGGGUUAUGGUCUCACUUGUCUUGCCAGGUCUUCUCACGCACAGCAUAUUUCCAAAGGUUUUGGUCCCUAGUCAUUGCCUCGGUGAGGCCUAAUGUUCGAAGGUCAUGCUUCACCACCUCAUCCCAGGUCUUCUUGGGUCUACCUCUUCCACAGGUUCCCUCAACUGAUAGGGUGUGGCAAAUUUUCAUAGAGCUAUUCUCAUUCAUUCGCAACAUGUGAUCACACCAGUGCAACCUUCUCUUUUGCACACCACAUCUGAUGCUUUUCUCUCAGGGCGCUUACACUCUGUCGUGUAUACACAGACAUUACACAUCCAUCAGAACAUACUGGCUUCAUUCCUUGCGAGCUUAGGCAUGUACUCAACAGUCACGGCCCAUGUUUCACUGUAGCAUGGCUGUUCGUACACAUGCGUCAUACAGUCUGCCUUUUACUCUGAGUGAGAGGAGCUUUGUCACCAGCAGAGGUAAGAACUCCCUGAACUUUGCCCAGGCUAUUCUUAUUCUAGCAGCUACACUUUCAGCCCACUACUGACUUGGUCACCUAGAUAACAGAAGCUAUCAACUACUUCUAGUUUUUCUCCUUGGAAUGUGGCAGAAGUUGUUCUCUGCACAUUUCCAGUGUUUAUUGCUCCUGAGCAUCUGCCACAUACAAAAAUUAUCUUCUUCCCAGUUAGCCUUCCUUUGAUAUUGCUGCACCUCUUAUGUGUCUAUAGCUUACACUGGGUACAUCUUAUGGAGUUUCUACCUACACCUUUUCUACAGAUCAAGCAGGGCCAUCUAUCUGAAGGGGUUUGUGGUUUAUAUCACCUUAUCAUCAUCGUCAUUUAACUGUCUUUUCUCGUGCUGGAAUAGGUUAGAGGAUUUGACAGGAGCUGGCAAACCAGAAGACUGCAUCAUGCUUCAUGAAAAACAGACGACAGAACAUAUACGAUAGAAAACAAAUGGAAGAAAACGGAGUAUAGAAAACAGUCGGUAGGAAACAGACGAUAGAAACUAUACAAUAGACGAAAAACUACACAAUAGAAAAUGGACGAUAGAAAACAGAAGAUAUAAAAUAGUCGAUAGAAAACAAUCAAUAGAAAAAUGAUGAUAGAAACUUGACAGAAAACACACGAUACAAACUAGACGAUAGAAACUACAUGAUAGAAUAUAGAUGUUAGAAACUGCACGAUAGAUAAUAGACGAUAGAAAAUAGAUGAUGGAAUAUAAACGAUGGAAAACAGAGGUUAGAAAACAGAUGAUAGGGAAGAGACGAUGGAAAAUACACUGGAAAAACUGCGAUAGACAAUAGACGAUGGAAAUUAGAUGAUAGAAAAGAGACAAUAGAAACGACAUGAUAGAAAAUAGAUGAUGGAAUAUAAACGAUGGAAAUCAGUUGUUUUCAGACUUGGAGACAGAUGAGCUCCACCAGGUUUAAAUACCUAAGACACACUAUAUCACAACAGCACUCUUGCAACUUUAUCAGCAGAUGACAGUCCAAGGCAAGGGAAGGCACUAGCUAUAAUAAAAUCACAAGCACAUUUAACUUUAACCCCUUUCCUUGUCCUGUGUAUCACACAUGAUACACAAGACAUAUUUCCCUGGUGUCCAGGCAUCAUAUAUAAAACACAUUCUAAAUUUUUUCAACCAUCAGAGUAACUUGGGACCUAUGAAAGGAAAAAAAAUUAUAUUACUCAGAACAUGUGAAACAAGAGCUAACUAAAAGUAUGAAAACAAGCAACAUGAAAGUUUAGGACAAGCAUCUGCUGGGUUGUCAAUGUUAGGAAGGGUAUCAUCAUCGUUUAACGUCCGCUUUCCAUGCUAGCAUGGGUUGGACGAUUUGACUGAGGACUGGUGAAACCAGAUGGCUACACCAGGCUCCAAUCUGAUUUGGCAGAGUUUCUACAGCUGGAUGCCCUUCCUAACGCCAACCACUCAGAGUGUAGUGGGUGCUUUUACAUGUCACCCGCACGAAGGCCAGUCAGGCGGUACUGGCAACGGCCAUGCUCAAAAUGGUGUAUUUUAUGUCAAAAACUAUGCCUAAAAAGGCACAGAAAUCUGGUGCAGGCUCCUGUCUAGCCAGCUCCUAUCAAACCAUCCAAUCCAUGCCAGCAUGGACAGUAGAUGUUAAACAAUGAUGAUGAUAAGCAAAGGGCUAAAAUCUAACAAUAGCUCAGUGGAGACUUUAUAAUACUCGGUACCUGCACAUUCUAUAUUUAAAUCAUAGCAGAAUUAUUAAACUUUUCAAACUGUAGUAAACUAUUUAGUUUUUUUUUCCUUCUUUAACUAAGUAUUCAUUUUUUUAAUAAUCUUUAAAAAGAAUGAAAAAAUAUGGAGACAUUCCUGAAGGUAUUGGUGGAAUAAAUGAAACAAAAUGACCUACAGUUGAAAUUCAAAUCAACCUAGUCUCACUCUGCCUAUAAUGUUCACCAAUAAAAAAAAUUCCUUAUAUUCUGUCUUUGUUUCUGAAAGAGAUUUCUCUUACUUGGAUUAAAGGCUUUUUAAAAAGAAACUGAAACAGUGACCAUUUAUAUUAAACAACUUUAUUUUCAGAAGUAUCAUCUGAAAAUGUGUAUUUCUAUGCUUAUGAAUGUGUGUUUGUGUUUGUAUAUGUGUGAGUAUGUGUAUGAGCAUGAUGAGUGUGUGUGUGUGUGUGUGUGUGUGUGUGUAAAAUUGGAUAGACAGAUUUCAGUGAUAUGUAAAGAUAAAUCAGUCAUCUGAAGGCAAUAUAUAAGGAUAAAAAGUCAAUCCUCUGAAACAAUGCAUUUUUUUUUCUUCUGAAAUAUAUGUUUCUCUUUUUCUCAUUGCGUUAAACUCCUGGAAAACACCUAAAAAAUGCAAAAAAGCCCAAACAUGGACGCUAUUUCCAACAAUUAGAGAAUGUUUUUUUUUUUAAAAAAUCAAAAAGAAAAAC
Octopus bimaculoides (California two-spot octopus) is the source of this 5697-nucleotide messenger RNA. RefSeq lists its product as uncharacterized. The record is from RefSeq and is a predicted model, not a curated record. Lineage: Eukaryota; Metazoa; Mollusca; Cephalopoda; Octopoda; Octopodidae. Gene Ontology annotation, molecular function: zinc ion binding; nucleic acid binding.